Messenger RNA from Polypterus senegalus (gray bichir), 2447 nucleotides. RefSeq names its product NXPE family member 2-like. Bases 233 to 1537 code for a protein of 434 amino acids. The transcript has 6 exons. The record is from RefSeq and is a predicted model, not a curated record. Lineage: Eukaryota; Metazoa; Chordata; Cladistia; Polypteriformes; Polypteridae.
CUUUCGAUUGCUCACCCAGUGGAUCAGGAGGAAUCAUCUUCAGGACAACUUUCCUUACCCACUGCUACAUUCCAAGGUCACCAAAGAAUUCACAGAAAUAGAAAAAGUAUUCCAAGCUUUAAAGAAUUACCUGCCAACAGUAGACCAAAGAGAAUUCAGUGAAGUGUCCAAUGCAACAAAUAGUCGAGUUACUUUACUACACCCAAAGGAGCAGUACAAUGUCGGGGACACCAUGCAAGUCAGAGUGGAUAUGCGAGAUCACAAAGGCAAUCUCAAGGCUCAUGGAGGAGAUUUUAUUUUGUCCCGUAUUGUUUCUCCAACACUUAAAGCUGCUGCCUCUGGAGUUGUGAAAGACCUAAAAAAUGGGACCUACCUGGUUGAUUUUACCUUGUUUUGGCCAGGCCAGGUGGAAGUGGUGCUGCAGCUGAUACAUUCAAGGGAGGCUGUAGCUGUCUUAUGGAGAGUCAAGCAGCUGCAUUUUGAUAAAUGUUUAUUCACAGGAACAUUCACCAAUAACUCAGUAACAGAGAAAACAAAGUGCUUCUCUUAUCCAAAUUAUAGCCUGCCACUCUGCACCUAUACAGAUAAAAGGGACAACGACACUUACUUCUGUCUGAAGCCUAAAACUCUCCCUUGUGAAACACUGACUCUCUUCCAAAGUAUCAAUAAUGAAAAUCCUAAUAUGACUAAUAAUGAAACAAAACUGUUUGACAGGUCAAGUAUUGGUGUGAGAAUCCCUAAUGAUUUCAAGCCAGUUACAGUUGUGGCACUUAAUGGAGAACUCUUGUUAUCCAACAAAACAUGUUCAUUUGGAGCUCCGCAAUCAGUUCCAAGUGGAUUUUUCUACAAGAACAACUGGUAUUCUUCUUUUUGUAAAUUAAGGAGCUUCAGUAAUAUCCAUGACAUCAAUAGCUGCCUUCAGGGAAAAACGUUGCAUCUGAGGGGUGACUCUACUCUCCGCCAGUGGGUUGAAUAUCUCACAAGUAAGCUUACAGAUUUAAAGCUUUUGGUACACUUAAAUUAUUUUAUGCCAAUGCAUGCUUUCGAUGUAUACAGAAAUAUAAGUGUUGAUUGGAAGAGGCAUGGCCACCCAUGGAUUACAUUCAGUUUAAUUCCUAUCAAAGGUGGACAUUUUGUUGCCAGAGAAGUGGACAGAAUUGCUGGAGGGCCUAACACAAUUGUUGGAAUAACAGUUGGUCAGCAUACUCGUCCAUAUCCUUUACAGCUACAUAUUCAGAAACUGCUGAACAUUCGCAACGCAAUUAAAAGGCUCCUGCUCCGCAGCCCGACCACUACAGUCUUUGUUAAACUGGAGAACAUUCGAGAGUUGAGCAACUCCUUCCGCUUUAGUAACUGGUAUGGCUACAUACAAAACCUGGCCCAAAGAGAGGUCUUUGAAGGACUCAAUGUGACCAUUCUUGAUGCCUGGGACAUGACUGUGGCUGACAACACACAAUACGUUCACCCAGUCGAGCGUGUUAUAUAUAGUCAAAUAGCCAUAUUUUUACCUUAUCUUUGUCCCAAUUCUUCAAACUAAGCUGAACUCCCAUGUCUAUUUACAUUUAAAUUAAAUCUUUAAUAUCCCACAUGUGCAUUUUAGGUGGCUUGGCGUUUAAAGAGGGGAGACAAAAUACAGAUCAUAACUGCAAGGCUGUAAGUUCCAAGUGUACCUACAAUCUGUUAUUAAUUAGAGUCAAAAAGUAAUUUGCAAAGAUACUACAAACUACGUUAAAAGCUCUAAAGUGUACUUACAGCCUCUCAUCUUUAGUAACCUCCUUCUCAGUUUAGGUGAUUAACUUUAUACUUUUUGUCCUUUAUAACCCAAGAAUCAUCACACUACUGUGCUCAAAUUAAAGCUAUCAGAUCAGAUAUUGACUUUAGAGAAAGAAUGUUUGUAGUACUCUCUUGUUAGUCAUUCUGGUGUGUAUUUGUUGAGGGGUGGUGUUUGCCAUAGUAUAAUAACAUAUUUUUAUAUAUGUAUAGAAGUCCUGUAAAAAGCCAAAUGACCCUCAAUCAAUCUUUCCGUCUAUUUAUCUAACACAAAAUAGGGCAGUAGCAAGGACUAAAUGGAGGUUGGAAAUCUGAAACAAGUCAGAUUUUCAUUCAUAUUUCUGAAGAGUUAUCUACCCAUAUACAGUAUGAUCAGAUUUAUUUGGAUUUCACUACCCAUAUAUCUAUCUUUCUGCAACAAUUUCCUUUUUUUGCCUGUAUAUCAUAUACACAAAUUCUACACAACUUCAUAUUUUUACAGACACCGAUGCAUCACCAGAGAUAUCUGCGGGAAUAGCCUGGAAAACACUCAAGGUGUAUCUGAUAAGACAAAACAUUUAGUAAGCUUUGCAUGAAAGUAAAGCGAAAACAAGACAGACAUGAGAACUAAAUAUUGAGAUUUAUAUACAUAACCAAAAAUAUAUACAUUUACCUAAAUAUAUAUAUAUAUGCACUCA